AUUUUAAUUUUUUCUAUCAAUAUAGAACCCAGCUACCACACCUUUGAUUAAUUAAUUAAACUUUCGUUCACUUCUUCAAUAAAACCAUACAAAACGGCAUUGAUCACGCUGUCUGUCGUCUCGCCAAGAACAAGCAAGAGGUGCUGAGAGAGAAAGAGAGCAAUGUCUCCGUCACAGUCACCGUCCGUCACCCAAGUCCAGAUCGAGAGCCACGUUUUCCCUCCGACUGUGAAACCUCCGGGCACGUCCAAGCCCUUCUUCCUCGGCGGCGCAGGGGAGAGAGGUUUGGAAAUCCAAGGCAAGUUCAUCAAGUUCACGGCUAUCGGAGUGUACCUCGAAGAUAGCGCCAUCCCGUCGCUUGCGGUUAAGUGGAAGGGCAAGACUGCAGAGGAGCUGACGGACUCCGUCGACUUUUUCAGGGAUAUCGUCUCCGGUCCCUUUGAGAAGUUCACACAGGUGACUAUGAUUUUGCCAUUAACGGGUCAACAAUACUCUGAGAAGGUUACAGAAAAUUGUGUUGCCUAUUGGAAAGCAGUUGGAACCUAUACUGAUGCAGAGGCCAAAGCCAUUGAAAAGUUUAUUGAGGUCUUCAAGGAUGAAACUUUCCCCCCUGGCGGUUCUAUUCUUUUUACCCAAUCACCCCUUGGAUCAUUGACGAUUGCUUUCUCAAAAGAUGGUUCCUUACCUGAGACCGGGACUGUGGUGAUAGAGAACAAACAAUUGUCAGAAGCAGUGUUGGAGUCAAUCAUCGGCAAGCACGGUGUUUCCCCAGCAGCAAAGAAGAGCUUGGCAGCAAGAAUGUCAGAAUUGUUGAAGGAGAAACCGGAAGCCCAGACAGCUGCUGCUGCUGCUGCUGCUGAAUAAGUAUUGGCAUAGUUGGUUUAUGUGAGUGCUUAAGUUGCUGAAAAAGAAGAAAUCUGUAGUUCCUUUGAAGAGAUGCUAUAUUUAUGUUCUUCCUCUGCUUCAUAAUCUAGCUACAUGUGUCUUGUGGAGUGUAAUAAUGAAGUGGUUUUUUACUUCUACUUCAAUGAAUUUCUUUCUUGUCUUGCUUCUUGUUGGAGUAGUAAAUUAGUAAUGAAUGGAUAACAUGAUUUUACAAGUA
Camellia sinensis is the source of this 1102-nucleotide messenger RNA. The record is from RefSeq and is a predicted model, not a curated record. NCBI's taxonomy places the organism in Eukaryota, Viridiplantae, Streptophyta, Magnoliopsida, Ericales, Theaceae.